Molecule: messenger RNA, 3083 nt
Organism: Zootermopsis nevadensis
Lineage: Eukaryota; Metazoa; Arthropoda; Insecta; Blattodea; Termopsidae
Biological process (GO): monocarboxylic acid transport
Molecular function (GO): monocarboxylic acid transmembrane transporter activity
Source: RefSeq, a predicted model, not a curated record
UCAAAUGUUUUCACUAUGAGAGAAAGAAAGUUUUCCGAUAAAGACGAAUAUUUGAUAUGUGACGAGGAUGAUACAGAUAGCAGCACAAAUUCUGUGCCAAGAAGCUGUAACUGGAUGGUUUUGGCCGGAGUUUUUAUCCUCCAGUUCGUCAUCUCUGGUGUGCUGGCUUCGUAUGGUGUGCUGUUGGUAAGCCUGGUUGACGAAACAGGUGUAACGCUCAGAGAAGCAAUAUGGACGCCCAUAACAUACAGUGUAUCAUGUUGCUUGGCAGAUCCUCUAUGCAGGAAGGUGUCAGACAGAAGAAGCGGCCAAAGCUGCAGACUGCUUGCCUUCACAGGGAUCCUUAUUGCUGCAGGAGGGUUAGCCAGCACAGCCUUGCUUCACAGGUCACGACUGCAGGUCCUAAGUUAUGGUUUGUUAGGAGGUCUGGGUAUGAGUUUGGUGCUAACGCAAGUUGAGAUCAUCCUCCACUGCCAUUAUCCCAGCCACAAUGCUAUGGUCCCCCAGUAUGUGACCCAUAUGACCAAUGCCCUUUCCCUCUUUUCGAUGCCGCUGGUCCUUCUCGGCUUCAUAUCCCUCUACGGAUCGCAAGGAGCACCCCUCCUACAGGCUGGUGUGGUCUUGCAGGGGCUUAUUGGGGCAGUAACACUCAUUCCUCCGACCCAGCGACCUCGAACCAGGCAUCGCUAUCGUUUACGACCCAGAACCUUCACGUUUGUGGGCACCAGGAGUCAGUCUGCCGCCAGGAGAGACAGCUACAUCAAUGACGUUUACACCAGAAGGCGUUUGAUGUCCGCGAAAUCUAGUCAGAGCUGGAGAAAUCCUGCCUAUUGCGACAACAGUCCCGAGCUAAACGAUUGUAUCGGUGAACGGCCCGUGAUUUUGGAAAGCAGUUCAAGAUGCAACAGGAAUGGAGUUGAUAUCCUUCCUGAAAUUCCUGAAGAAUCUGAAGAAAAUUAUGAUUCAGACUGCAGUGAUAUCCAUGAAGAUGCAAGUGACGUAAAAUUCAGAGAUAAAACACCACAAUGUGGAGCAAGGAGUAUGGACAGUCGUUUAGAUUUGUAUAAAGUUCAUGCUAAAGUAACUGAUAAUUGUGUAGACAAUAAAAGAUGGAGUAUCGGAACUACGGAAGAGAUAAUGUCGUUUUCCAUAGAAAAUGGGUUAGCAAAAUAUUGGUCAGUUUCAGAGAACGACGACAUCAACAAGGAAGACCGGCGGAAUAAUUCGUGUAAAAAUAAUUUUGAAAAUGUUGAAGUAGAACUUGAUAAACAGGGUGUAAGAGAAAGGGCAAGUUUGUUUCCUGUUAAUAAAGCAGUUUGGACUACGAGUUUAUGUGAAGUCGGUUCAAAUUUUGAUAAUGAAGACGUAAGUGAAUUUGAUCCACUUUUGAGUAAUAUGGGUACUGCAAAGAGUCGUUCCGCCAAAAACUUUUAUCAUAUCGUCAGGAAGGCGAGGAGUAUGGAAGACGUACCGGUAUCUGGUAUUACGAGCGCUACGAAUCAAAACGAUGCUUUAAAUACAGAUGUUGUCGCGUCAAACGCGAACAGCGUCUCGAUGCAUUCUUCUGACGAAGUAAGUGUUCAUAAAUAUGAAAAUGGUGUCACAAGACAUGUUGAUACUAUUAAACUAUCUUGCGACAGCAAACACGUUCAAAAGCGAUUCAGUAUCGGAAGCUCGGAACAGUUGUUAUCGGCAGAUGCUGUGUUAUUGACAGAAGAUGCAGAAGUUACAGAUGGUGAUGAUUGUCAGAAGUUGUACAGUACUGAGAAUGGAAACUGUAAUCAGGCAGUGGACCAUACCGGUUUCUCUCAUAGACUCAUACCAAACGGUUCACUUACGAUCGUAGUUCCAGAAGAUCAUAGAAAUGUCACUGUAACCGAAGAAAUAUGUUUAUCACCUGAUUUAGGAGAGAGCGAAUACUCACAUUGGGGAGCAAAAUUAAUGUCAUCAGAGACUGUUGUUGACAGUACAUCAAACAGUUGUCUGAGACGCUGGAAUCAGUGUGUCGCAUCCUUCUGUCGAGUCGUACAAAGGCUGAUUUCUUGCCGCACGUGCUAUCUAUGCCACUGUCGAGUAUUCCGACGGCGACGCGCAUCAGAUCUUUACGACCGAUUUCUCUGCUGCGUUUGGGAAUACGUGACGAUCCCUUAUUUCUUCCCGUCUCUGUUACUACGAUUUGCCACGAGGCUGUGUCUGAUGGGGUUCGCAGCGCUGUGCCCGUCGCUGGCAAAGAAAAUCAUCGACGAGUGCACAAACGAGGAAGCCGCAUUUUCCGUCUCGAUAUCUGGGUUUGCCUGGUUGUGCUUGCUGCUUCUGUCUCUUUGGUGUUCCAAGAUGUCGCAUGAAAAGCGAAAGUACGUGUUUGCGGCCGGGAACCUGGUCGCUGCGUCCGGGCUCUAUCUUUUGUCCAAGAUGGAAUCACACGACAGCCUGACUCUGAGUUGCGGAAUUUUCGGAUUGGGUCUAGGAGCUACGGUGGUCAUGGGCAAUACAAUUAUGCACGAGGCUCUCGGGACCUGCAACCUUGCCAAGGUGGAUGUGAUUUUGGAUCUCGCUUGUGGAAUUCUGAUACUCGUCACUGGCUCUGUCAUCGAUUCGAUCCUCGCACACAACGAAGGCCCUUCUGGCUGCUUCACGCUGUUGGCCGUUGUAUACUUGGUGACGGGACUUUCGUGGCUGUUAAGGCCAUUGGUCGACAGACUGCAAUCUAAAUGCCGAACUCACGAUCUCUGGUUCACUACUGGAGGACAUCACUUCACUUCUGGGUAAUCAGGUCUCGGUAUCCAGAAGUAUUGCUGUUGGAGUUCUCUGCGGUCCCGGAAAUAAGGAACGAUCUCCCAGGAAAUUCUUUACCACCGCAGCGUGCCAGCUUCUCGAGGAAUUUCCUGUUCUGUGGAGUUGAUUGGGCUAACAGUGCAUGAAUGUGGAAGGGAUUAUGAAAGUAGAAGGUUGUUUAUUAAUCAUCAUCCGUGAGUCGUGUGUCUCAUCUGCGGUGUUGUUUUAUGCGCGUCACAGUAGCGCGCUGCUGGGCCAUUCACUGCGGAUUUAAAAUCCAGCCGUUAGCCCUGUAGUACAGGGGCUGA